This is a messenger RNA of Labeo rohita (rohu), 1748 nucleotides long. It is a transcript of the gene bscl2, whose product is annotated as BSCL2 lipid droplet biogenesis associated, seipin. Gene Ontology annotation, cellular component: endoplasmic reticulum membrane. The coding region runs from base 415 to 1740 and encodes 441 amino acids. The record is from RefSeq and is a predicted model, not a curated record. Gene Ontology annotation, biological process: lipid storage; lipid droplet organization. The transcript is spliced from 11 exons. Lineage: Eukaryota; Metazoa; Chordata; Actinopteri; Cypriniformes; Cyprinidae.
UAGAGAUCAACUGCUGUGCCAUGAAAUGCAUAUAUUAUGCGUCACUUUAGUGUAGCACACAACAGAGGAGAGGAAGGGAAAGGGGUCGGUCAACUGGAGUUGUUCGUCAGUGUUUUCUGAAGCAGAAAUAUUUACUCGUCCAUGGCGUGUUCCCUCAUUAAAGAAGGGCUCUCUGUGACUUCGUCGACAAAAACGAAAGAAGGCUGGGAAAGUGAAUUCAUAUUAUCAAAUAAGAAACUAGCAUGUCAUGUCUUUAGUCAAAGAACGAGAUCUAAAGACGACUAGAUGCCAUUGUGACUUUUAUCAAAUUUGUGGUAUGAGCUUUUAAACCCCUUUAAUUUUGAGUAUCGAAGUAUUAUUAGAUGUAGUGAUGCAGACUGGACGCUUUACUGGAUAGCGUGUGAGGUGGUUUGCAUGAGUACAGAGGGAAAGACCCCUUUGCCUGCAGCAGGGGGGCCGACGGGCAGACAGCGUGACACCACAAGAUCCACGUCUGGACGUGACAACGAAGGAUUGCAGAGAAUGGGCGCAGCAAUGGGGCCGUUACUGCUUUGGCUCCAGGAUGUGGCAGCGGUGACCCUCCUGAGGGCCCGCAGGACGCUUCUAAGGGCCGCCAUCCUGUUCUGCGUCCUGAUGCUUCUCCUCUGGGUCUCUAUCUUCUUGUAUGGAAGCUUCUACUAUUCCUACAUGCCCAGUGUCAGCUUCUCCACACCAGUGCACUUCCAUUACAGAACAGAUUGCGAUGCUUCAGAUUCAGUCCUUUGUUCUUUCCCGAUGGCUAACGUCUCACUCUUGAAGAAUGGAAGAGACCAGGUGAUGAUGUCUGGUCAGGCCUACAGGAUCUCUCUAGAGCUGGAAAUGCCUGAAUCUCCUGUUAACGAACAGCUUGGCAUGUUCAUGGUCAAAAUGUCUUGCUAUAGCACUGAUGGGACAGUCGUUCAGUCGGUGGCCCGCUCAACGAUGCUGCACUACCGUUCCAAUCUGCUGCAGACCAUGAGCACGCUGCUCUUCUCACCCCUCCUGCUCACAGGUGUGUCUGAACAGAAACAACUCAUCGAAGUGGAGCUCUUUCAAGAUUUUAAAUCAGACCUUUACCAGCCUGCAGUUGGUGCUCUGAUCGAGAUUCAGUCCCGCAGGGUCCAGAUUUAUUCUUCCCAGCUCAGGAUCCAUGCCUACUUCACUGGCAUUAGAUACCUCUUGUAUAAUUUCCCUGUGAUGUCUGCUAUCGUCGGGGUGGCGAGUAACUUCACCUUCCUCAGUGUCAUUGUGCUCUUCAGCUACCUGCAGUUCAUCUGGGGAGGGCUCUAUCCCCCCGAGCAGGUCAGAGUGAAGGUGAUGAUGGGAGACUCAACACGUCUUCAGCAGAGGAGAGAAGAAGCACGUAAACGUAUGCAUUCAUCCGCCAGCACUCCUACAAUGAUGUAUGGAAGAGAAAACAGUGAAACGGCAGAUCCACCACUGCAACCAAAGCAAACCGUUCGAAACAAAGGUGAGUUGGACACUCCUACUGCGAUUGGGACAGAGGACCUGAAUCGUCUGCAAGAGGAUGAAGCUGCUCAGGACUCCUCAACAGAUGAAGCUCCCAUUUUCCUUGAGGCUCCUCAUAUUGCAGAGGAGGACCCAGAUCAUGAGCUGAGAGCAGGAGGAAUGGGAAAUGGGACUCAAGAUGAAGAAACUACCCAAGCGCAGUCCUCAGACAGCAGCCUUAGACAAAGGCAUGGACCGUGGAUGAGCCUCUGAGCUCCGAA